Messenger RNA from Monopterus albus (swamp eel), 3351 nucleotides. It is a transcript of the gene abhd13, whose product is annotated as abhydrolase domain containing 13. The transcript is spliced from 2 exons. Bases 259 to 1314 code for a protein of 351 amino acids. Gene Ontology annotation, cellular component: membrane. The record is from RefSeq and is a predicted model, not a curated record. NCBI's taxonomy places the organism in Eukaryota, Metazoa, Chordata, Actinopteri, Synbranchiformes, Synbranchidae. Gene Ontology annotation, molecular function: palmitoyl-(protein) hydrolase activity.
CUGUGUUCAACACGGUACCCUUUAAUGCUACACCAGUAAUGCUAACCAGUUGUGUAGCUACCUUUGCCGGUUCUAUUUGACAAUUACUUGCUUUGCGCUUUCACCAGUUAACGCUCGUUGUAAUUUAUUUAACUGCUACAUAACUAAAUGACAGUGAUUAUGCUGCCUCUGUGUUAACGUUGUGUAAACAAUUCAUGCAGCCGAGGCGUUAAAAUGAGAGAAAGAGUUUGUGUUGUGUGACUCUGCACGUGUUUAGCCAUGGAGAAGUCCUGGAGGCUGUGGGGGGCAAUGGAGCGUUGCACCCUCACUCUGGCCUCCUGGUCCUGGGGUGCCUGUCGAGUGUCCCUUUUGGCCCUCAUCCUCACCUUCCAUCUGUAUGGUGGAGUUUUACUCCUCGCUCUCAUCCUAGCUUCUGUGGCAGGCAUCCUCUACAAAUUUCAGGAUGUGCUCCUCUACUUCCCUGACCAGCCCUCCUCCUCUCGCCUCUAUGUUCCCAUGCCAACAGGAAUCCCACACGAGAAUGUGUAUAUCCGCACCAAGGAUGGUGUGAAGCUCAAUCUCAUCCUGCUUCGCUACACAGGAGGAGAUACCCCUCCUGGAGUUGCUGCUGGCAAUCAAAGCAGCCCCACCUGCUCGACUCCACCUACCAUCCUUUAUUUUCAUGGUAACGCUGGUAAUAUUGGUCACAGAGUGCCAAACGCCCUGCUGAUGAUGGUCAAUCUGAAAGCCAAUGUAGUGUUGGUGGACUACCGUGGCUAUGGCAAGAGCGAGGGCGAACCCAGUGAGGGCGGGCUGUACCUGGAUGCUGAGGCCACACUGGACUAUGUCAUGACCCGUCCUGAUCUGGACAAGACAAAGGUGGUGCUCUUUGGCCGCUCACUAGGAGGCGCUGUGGCAGUGCGCUUGGCGUCUGUCAACCCUCACCGUGUUGCAGCCAUUAUUGUUGAAAACACCUUUCUCAGCAUUCCCCAUAUGGCAGCAACGCUCUUCUCCUUCUUGCCCAUACGCUGGCUGCCCUUGUGGUGCUAUAGGAAUCAGUUUCUGUCCUAUCGGCAAGUGGCACUGUGCCGCAUGCCCUCGCUGUUUGUGUCUGGUCUGUCAGACCAGCUCAUCCCACCAAUUAUGAUGAAACAACUGUAUGAGUUGUCUCCUGCACGGACUAAACGUCUGGCUAUCUUUCCAGAAGGAACACACAAUGACACAUGGCAGUGUCAGGGCUACUUCGCAGCUUUGGAGCAGUUCAUGAAAGACCUGCUCAAGAGCCAUGCCCACGAGCAGAGUGCUCAGCCCUCAGCUGGGGUCACUAUCAUCUGAAGAAAAAAAAAAAAAUCAGUCAAGGACUGACUGUUGUCUACAGGUUAAUUAACCUUAAUUGAUUUUUGGAAAGAAUGUACAUUUUUUUUAAUGCUUUGUCUGAGGUUUUAUUUUAUUUCACUCUUUCUGUAAGUUUAAUAUAUUUGUUAAAAUGAUUCAACUAGUUCAAGGUUUUAAAAGAGAGGUAACAGUGCCCUCAUGGGAGCCUUUGCGUUGCCGCUAUGGAUGCAUGAAUUUAUGACCUUUCAUGAAUGAAUCCAUACAUGUCACAAUCACAGAGGAAUUUGCUGCAAUGGGUCUGCUGAAAUUAAAACAGUUGCUCUACUGACUAUAUAAGGACCAUAUUUCAGUGAAAAUUUAUUACUACUGGAAUUGAUGUUUUCUUCUGAUUUACAAAAUGAGACACUUAUAAUUAAAAGGCCUAUACUGUGUGUCUCUGUGUAUAUAUAUAUUUGUUAAUACCUAGCCUUUUUUUUUUUUCAGAUUUACCCAAGUGUUGAGUUAUUUACUACAGGCUAAUAUGUUCUGAUCAAUAGUUUGUAGGGCUUAAUUUUUUCCCUCUCCCUUUUUGGCAAGGAUCAUUAAUAUUGAGGACAUGCAGCAUUUUGGCACGUGACAUUGUAGUUAAGAAUAUUUAUAUGUAAACCCUUGAAAAAUUUGUCUGCCACAUUAGCAUAUUAAACUUGUGCUGUUGAGUAAUUAUAUUCGAUCACCAAACGCACUGGCUGAGAUGAAGCAGUCAGUAAGUUAAAGUGACAUGUUUGCUACCCUUUCGAAAAUAAGUUUGAGAGCUUUCUGUCAUAGUACUUCUGUUUCAGUGUGACUGAAAAGCUGCAAGAGUUUGUUACUGUGUUCUAGCCCACAGGAUAGUGUUGACUCUUAAAUGGGCUCAAGAUGCUGUUGAGAAACUUGAGCUCCUGUACUGUAGAUAGGAGCCUUGUCUUUAUGUGUGGAUUGUUGUUAUUAAAGGAUGGGUUGAGAUUUCUUCAAGUCUGCCUUAGUACAGCUAUAGCAUGCGUAUCUGUAUGUACUCUGCAGGAGUUGAUGGUGGCUGCAAUCCUGAUUAUGAAGUGAUACAUUUGUAAAUCAAUUGAAAAAGACAAGGGAGAAAAAUAACACAAUCAUCAUUUUAUGCAAAACAGUAUUCCAAAGUUGAGCAGAAGCUCACGUGAGGCUUCCCAAGUCCAAGUAAGGCAAAUCAAGUGGGCAUUUGCCAAAGUUGGCUACUCAGUAGAAAAUUCCAUCUUUAUGUUACCAUACCUCCACUGCAGAUCAACAAGGAAAUGGUCUUGACAAAUUCGUAAGUGAAAUUUGUGUAAAAGCAAAGUCUUAACUGUCAAAGAUUGACACUUGAAUUUGUCCAACCCAUGGAGCUGAAGCCUCAUAUAUAUGGAAGAGGAUUAGAGCUACUGGAAAUUGACUUUAAUCUUUAAGAAAAAAAAAUCUGAACUCAAAUUUUGUCCAGUGGUCCUCAUUGUUUUCCAUACAUAUUAACUUUGGCUGAACUUUAGAAUACAUUUUUACACUGAAAGGCGGAUGUAGAUUUUCUCUUCUACCUGUUACAGUUGGAAAGGAUUUCUUAAUGCCUAGCACAGACAGGAAUGAUAACGGUGACCAGUUGGCCUUUCAGUGUACACACAUAUUGGUAUUUGAGUACUGUAUUAAGAUAGCGUUAGAAAAAAGCCAGAGCCUCUCUUGAGAACUAAAAGAAGUGAGCUUGUUUAAUUAAAUGUUGUAGUUAUUUGUUAGCUAUUAUCAUCAGCGUCAUAAUUGUUAAUUCGAGGAUUCGUGCUUCUCAUGUCACCUUGUGCUUGUAUGGCAAAAUGGCUUUACUCACUUGGAGGGCUUUUAAUGAGUUAAUUAACCUUUCCCGCAUGUCUUCCAGGGGGUGGAGCAGAGCCUGAUGAUUAAAACACUGUUAUCUGCUCUUGCUUUCCAAAUGCGGCAUGCUGCACUACAGUGGUUUCAAAGCCAUUUGAUUAUACCGAUCUCCUCAGCCAUACUGGAUACUGUUUGUGAACAGUAUGCUUAACAAAA